AUGGCCGAAGAUGCGAUGAAGGUCCAGACGAUAAACGAUGCGGGUGGUGAUAGCGAUAGACCACACAAAAACGGAGCAGUCAAAAGAGUCACAUCGGACGGAACGUCAGACAGGAAGCAGCAUGGUGUGCAACCAGCAACUGCAAGGGCAAAUUUGUUACCUACACAUGGAGUGUCACAUUCAUAUGGAGUGUCAAGAAACAUUCAUGAAACAGUUAGACCAUCUUGGUCAUGUCCAGAAUAUGAUCAGGCUCAUCGACAACAGCCUAAUGCUUUUUCUCAACAUCUACCAUCUCACACAAAAGCAGAGGUUGGCAAACCAUUCGAGAACAAGACAGUAAUUCCGAUGCAUAAUCGGCCUCAACAUGAACAUGCACGUUUUCCGAUUAACAAUACAAGGCAUCAGACAGCACAAGCCAAUGCUGAAAGAGAAGAGUUUGAAUUCAGCAGUUCUCCAUCUCUUCACCUUGGUCAGCAACAGUUGAAUUUUGAAUCAUCUACUUCAUCACGUGAUCUAUCUACUGCAAUUUUAUCAGAUUUUGCAUCAGCAAGGAUGUUACCUUCUAGAAUUGGUCUGAACCAUGAGGCACAGGGCAAACCACAUAGUACAUGGCAGGGUACAAACAACGCACAACCUUGGCAUCAACCUGCUACAGUUUUAGGUCAGUAUACACCAACGUUAGUAGAACAUGAAGCAACUGCCUCAUUGAAGCAAGUGCAAUUGGCAGGAGCAACUCAUGGUGUCUCUAAUGCAUGUGUUUUUCGAGAUGCUGUUGUUUCAUCUCAGGUGAAUUCGUCUCGUCAAAUGAAAACACCUUCAGCGGGGCAACAGCCAGUUGUUUUAUUUACGUCUUCUGUCAGUACAAAUUAUCCGGCUGCUUCAUUUACCCCACAGCCACCUGUGCACUCUUCUUUACAGCCACGUGUAGGUGUUGUUACACAGCCGCAUGUUCAAGCUACUUCACGGUCUGUUGAGCAACGGUUGAAACCAAGUGCAGUAACAAGUGAAAGAAUAAUGCCAUUUGCAACUGGAGAAGCUGCUCAUCCAGCACCUGAACGACUCUAUUCUGGGUUAGCUGAUGAAGAGUUUAUGAGGUCUGGAAGUAUGGAAGUACCAAAUCAUACAGUUGAUGAAGGAGGAGGUCACAACAGCAGUAUACACGAUCCCCAGUGUGUAGGCAGUUAUGAAAGUUUGCCACCAAGUCAGUUUCCGGUAUUGCAACAGAAACAGCCAGGAAGCAAUCACAAGAUGGGAAGAUUACACAGAGUUUAUGAUUGA
Corticium candelabrum is the source of this 1278-nucleotide messenger RNA. RefSeq lists its product as uncharacterized. The record is from RefSeq and is a predicted model, not a curated record. The transcript has 8 exons. NCBI's taxonomy places the organism in Eukaryota, Metazoa, Porifera, Homoscleromorpha, Homosclerophorida, Plakinidae. Bases 1 to 1278 code for a protein of 425 amino acids.